CUCAUGUGGCUGCUCCCUUGGAGGCAACAGGGAUGGAAGGGCUCAGCAGUGGUAAAGGAGCAGAAGCACAGAAUACUCUGCAUUAAGUUCGUUGGUGGUAGCAUGGCAGCAGAAUUCCUAAAUGGGAAGGAUGCAAACUCUCUCCUUAAGCGUUUUCCACGGGCUAACGGGUUCCUGGAGGAGUUUCGGCAGGGGAACCUUGAGAGAGAGUGUGUGGAGGAGAGCUGCAGCUUCGAGGAGGCCAACGAGGUGUUUGAGAACAAGGAAAAAACAAUGGAGUUUUGGAAGACGCGUAGCUUGCACACCAUGAACAACAACAACCCAGAAACACGUUCAGGGCGUGCCGACACCGUGUACAUGGUGGUACCGCUGCUGGGUGUCGCCCUCCUCAUCAUCAUUGCGCUCUUCCUCAUCUGGCGCUGCCAGCUGCAGAAGGCCACGCGCCGGCGCCCGGCGUACACGCAGAACCGCUACCUGGCCAAUCACAACACCCGCAGCCUUCCCAGAAUCCUUGUGCACCGCGACACGCCUUCGCAUUCGGACACCUCGCACUCCAACGAGAGGCCUAGCAUGGUGCUCAGCGGAGGGGAAAGGGAAAGAGGCGGAGUAACCUCAGGGACCCUGGACUGCUCAUUGCAGCCGCCGAAUGGCCGCGGACUCUACGUGCAGGACUCGUCUAUGUCCGUGGCGUCACGUCUGUCAGGAGCUACACCUCCUCCUUCUUACGAAGAAGUGACGGGCCACUUGGAGAGCAGCAGCGACGAGACCACCACCCCUUACAGCGACCCGCCACCCAAGUACGAAGAGAUCGUUAAAGAAAAGUGAGGGCGUGUUCAAGGCAUGUGCAUAGGAUAGGAAGGAGCUCGUCGUGACAUCGGUCUCUACCAGACCGGAGUGUUUUGAAUCCCAAAUCGCCACCCAAAGUUCCUGAGGGUGUGUAUGACGUGCCCUAUCACGUGGUUGUCGUCCUCGUCGUUCUUGGAGAUGAGUAUUCUGAACUUGUUUUUGUAAAUGGGACACCUGUGUUGAUUUUUUUCGCACUCUUCCGGAACAACAACCAGCUGCUCACUGCUGCACGGCUACACCUCACACCAUCGUCUGUGUCUUUCAUUCAUCAUAUUUAGUGCUUUUAAUGAAUCAAGCCUCCACUCUUGUGACAUGAAGUGAAAAAAAGAGAUGGUGGUUUUUGUUUUGUUUUGUUUUCCAUCUUGUUUUCUCUGUACAAAAUGAGGUGGAGCUGCGAAAAGCUAACCAGAGCGUUCGUACAAAGAGAGAACCUUGUGAAAGUUUUUUUUGUUGUUGUUGUUGACAAAAUAGAGAAUCUACUGUUGAAUCAAACGUAAUUCGAUGUGUGUGUGUGUGUGUGUGUGUGUGUGUGUGUGUGCGCCGUACUCCACAUAUAUCUUAGGCCAUCCUUAAAAAAAAAUCCGUUUCCUGUC
Neoarius graeffei (lesser salmon catfish) is the source of this 1439-nucleotide messenger RNA. It is a transcript of the gene prrg3, whose product is annotated as transmembrane gamma-carboxyglutamic acid protein 3. The record is from RefSeq and is a predicted model, not a curated record. Bases 4 to 825 code for a protein of 273 amino acids. NCBI's taxonomy places the organism in Eukaryota, Metazoa, Chordata, Actinopteri, Siluriformes, Ariidae. Gene Ontology annotation, cellular component: extracellular region. Gene Ontology annotation, molecular function: calcium ion binding. The transcript has 4 exons.